Oppiella nova is the source of this 1343-nucleotide messenger RNA. The record is from the annotation of a GenBank genome assembly. NCBI's taxonomy places the organism in Eukaryota, Metazoa, Arthropoda, Arachnida, Sarcoptiformes, Oppiidae.
AUGUCGUGUCGGACAGGGUGUCAGAGGUUGUCACUGAAGCGGAUGACCAGAUAGAGACUGAGGAGGAAGGGGUGCCCGACGAGGAAAGUGUCCACUUUUGUGAUCAUUCGUAUGUGGAUUCGGCCUAUUUUAAUGGGUACGAUAUAAUUGUGACCAGGGACGACUGGCUCUGGUACUACUAUAAGGACAGUCAUAACCUGAGCGCACCGUUUAGUCAAAAAGCUUUUACUUCAGGUGACCACAUCCAAGGUGCUUUUAAUGUGUCCAGAGUACCCAAAUGUAAUGCCAGUGAAGUGGCUGACUGUCGGGAAAUAUCAAAAAUGCGGGACAUGGCGGUUUAUUUUUUGCACAAUAAGUCCCGGGCCCGGGGCUACUACAACCUGGACGUACGUAAUAGGAAUGGCAGUCAAAAGCGAGUAAAGCCCAAGCAUUUGCCGUGGGGUAUGAAACAGGUGGGAUUAUUGGGCGGAAAUUUAUGGCCCAACGGCUGGGAGGCCUACCAGGAGCACCGACCCGUCGCCUACCUGCCGGCCCGCUAUGAGUUGAUAUUCAUCAUCAAUGGCCGCAACUUCUCCAACACUGUGUUGGCCUGGAAUACGUUGGACACCAAGAACUGGAACUCCUCGUGGAAGUACAAGGAUAUCGGCGACCACGUGGUCUACACCGGUAUGUUUGAGAUGAAUGGCAUCGUCUACGCGAUCGGUGAGACCAAGAAUAGCAUCGAAAGGGUGGGAAAGAUAUACAGAUAUCACAUCCGCGGACAUAAUGAUAGGAAACUCACCGAAACGAACCAAAUGGUGAGCGACUUCUUCGGGUGCCCGGAAAGGCACCAAAAGUCCUAUACAUUAGUGAACACUAUUCGCACGAAUCGCGAGAUAAAGACGGGAAGUGUUGUGAACAAUAAGAUGACCACAAAAGACGACGACUCGAUACUAAUCUCCAUAUUCAUCGGUAUUGUAAUAACCGCGUGUCUGACCACUAUAAUACUGUCCUUCCUGACCAUCACCGGCAGAAAAAAGUCUAAGUUAGAGGCAAUGCGUGCUGAGCCCACACUACCUAAGCUCCCGGUGAUCGGUCUGGACUAUAGCCCCCGUCAAACAUCCAAUGUGUCGCGUUUUGAUACCAUGUCGUCCAUAACCGCUAUUUAUUCACAGAUUAGUAGACCUCCGAACAAACCUAGAAAGCCCACAAUCAACGGCCCUAAGCCUACCGGUGCCCACCACGCGAAUAGCAAUGCCCUUAAUGGACAUACCAGUGCCCACAACGGACAUACGAGUGCGUCGGCCGCCCGGGCAUACAGUGGCCGCCACUCAUAUCAUGGCAAUAGUAUUACUGCCGGCAAU